GCGAUGACUUACCAAAAUUUAAGAGUAUCGUAGCCAGAAUCGUUGUUAAGUUCCCUAGACGUCAUGACAGCCAACAUUUUAUUCUACAAGACAUCACUGUAAGUCACUGGGUCAAACAUUAAAACAUAAAUAAAUGAAGUCAACGUAUUUCUCUUACUCAUACGACGUGCAUUCUGAAAUGACUAGGGGUCAAAAAUAGAAGCGAUUUCAUACCGCGCUAAUGUCCAAAGAUUUGACACCUUACUCCAACAAGGAUCUACAUAUACAUUAUAUGGAGUGGCGUUCUAUGUAAGCUGGGGGCCGUAUCUAUUUCGGAAUUUUGGACAUAGGCUAGAAUUGACCUUGGCAUCUCGGACUGUUGUGGAACCAUUCCACUUGCCAAUUCAGUUCCCGCCUUAUCCAAAACAUCUUAUGCCAUUUCAUGAGGUCCUCCAACAACCUCAUAAGAGGUUUAUAGAUGUAAUAGGAAUUGUCAUUCAUUUGGCGCCGUUAGAGCACAUCGGUGGAAGGCCGUACAGAGAGGCCAUACUAAUGGAUUCCAGGUGGGAUAUAAUCGUCGUGGGUAUAUGGCCUGAACUGUUGCAAAGAAAUGCUCUACGGUGGGUGUUAGCUAGAGAAAACAAGAGCAUAAUUAUCGGAACUAUGCUGCGUCGUAACAAGCUACACAGAUGCUUGCAAACCUCGGACCAUAGCACUGUUGAAUUCGAUCCAGAUCAUCACACCACACAACGGUUGCAGACAAUUCGGCGCUCCAUGAUCCAAAAUCCGAGGAGUGCUUUAAUCAACAAUUAUCUAGAGAGGAGACGCGCUUAUCUGGCGACAGUGGUUCCGGAUGUGUAGUGUGAUAGCUUGUUAUCAACUAAAGAUGGUCACAAUUAUUUGUAUUUCGCCGUUUAUGUAUUAAAAACUGGCUCUUUGUUGUGUUGAAUUCGAUACGUAUAAUGUUAUCGAACCCUCGCAGUCAGAAAUAAAUUAUGUUAUCAU
Molecule: messenger RNA, 984 nt
Organism: Zea mays
Lineage: Eukaryota; Viridiplantae; Streptophyta; Magnoliopsida; Poales; Poaceae
Exons: 5
Coding region: 412-840 (142 amino acids)
Source: RefSeq, a predicted model, not a curated record